AUGGACAGGCAGACUGCGCCCCCGCUCCCCUCCUCCUGCUCGCUGCUGCCCCCGGAGGAGGCCAAGAGGAGUCACCUCGGCGGGGGGCUGAUGGCCCCGACGGCAGCCGCCGGGCAGGACGGACCCGGGCCAGAGGGCAAGAAAGGUGGCGUGGUGGUGGGGCCGCCGCCGGUGCGCCAGGAGCGCGAGACGUGGAGCCGACAAAUGGACUUCAUCAUGUCGUGCGUGGGCUUCGCCGUCGGCCUGGGAAACGUCUGGAGGUUCCCCUACUUAUGCUACAAGAACGGAGGAGGCGUCUUCCUCAUCCCGUACCUGUUGAUCGUCUUUGUUGGCGGGGUGCCCAUCUUCUUCCUGGAGAUCUCGCUGGGUCAAUUCAUGAAGGCGGGAAGCAUCAACGUGUGGAACAUCGCGCCGCUAUUCAAAGGUCUGGGCUACGCGUCCAUGGUUAUCGUUUUUUUCUGUAACACAUACUACAUCAUGGUGCUGGCGUGGGCCUUUUACUACCUCAUCAAGUCGUUCAACGCCACGCUGCCGUGGUCCACGUGCGACAACCCCUGGAACACCAACUCCUGCGUGGAUGCUUUCAGCCUCCACCAGUGCAACAACGGCAGUGAUAACGUCACCUUCCCCGGCAGUAACCUCACCUGCGACCACAUCGCCCAGGCCAGAUCGCCCAUCAUUGAAUUCUGGGAGAACAAAGUUUUGAACAUCUCCUCGGGCUUAGAUGAGCCCGGUCAAAUCAACUGGGAGUUGAUGCUGUGUCUGAUGGCCGUGUGGCUGCUCAUCUAUUUCUGUGUGUGGAAAGGCGUCAAAUCUACUGGGAAGAUCGUGUACUUCACGGCCACCUUCCCAUAUGUGGUGUUGAUCAUCCUGCUUGUCCGUGGAGUAACGCUGCCUGGAGCGUACGACGGCAUCAUGUACUAUAUCAAACCAGACUGGUCCAAGCUGGAAGAGGCUCAGGUAUGGAUUGACGCCGGCACUCAGGUGUUUUUCUCGUACGCCAUCGGUCUAGGAGCGUUGACGGCUCUGGGAAGCUACAACCGCUUCAACAACGACUGCUACAAAGACGCCUUCUUACUGGCGCUGAUCAACAGCGGAACCAGCUUCUUUGCCGGCUUUGUGGUCUUCUCCAUUCUGGGCUUCAUGGCGGCCGAGCAGAACGUAGACAUUUCACAGGUCGCUGAGUCAGGUCCUGGUCUGGCGUUCAUCGCGUAUCCGAAGGCGGUCAGUUUGAUGCCGGUGGCGCCCUUGUGGGCCGGGCUCUUCUUCUUCAUGUUGCUGCUGCUUGGUCUGGACAGCCAGUUCGUUGGCGUGGAGGGUUUCGUGACGGGCAUCCUGGAUCUGUUCCCGGGUAAAUACGAACACCGCUACAAGAGGGAGAUCGCCGUCGCUCUCUGCUGUUUCCUGUGCUUCAUCAUUGACAUCUCCAUGGUAACACAGGGAGGAAUGUACGUGUUCCAGUUGUUUGACUACUACUCGGCCAGUGGGAUGACGCUGCUGUGGCAAGCCUUCUGGGAAUGCAUCGUGGUGGCCUGGGUCUAUGGUGCCGACCGCUUCAUGGACGACGUGGCUCGUAUGAUCGGCUACCGGCCCCUGCCUUGGAUGAAGUGGUGCUGGUCCUUCAUCACACCAUGCGUCUGCAUAGGCAUCUUCUUGUUCCACCUGGUCAACUACAAGGCAUUGACGUACAACAACACGUACGUAUACCCGUGGUGGGGCGAGGUGAUCGGCUGGUGUCUGGCGCUGUCGUCCAUGUUGUGCAUCCCGGUCAGUCUGGUCUACAAACUCUUCCGCGCUAAAGGCUCCUUCGCGCAGCGCUGGGCCCGCCUGACCAGCCCGGUGUGGGGAUGUCACCACCUAGAGUACAUGGCGCCCGACGUCAAGCCGCUCAACUCACUUUCACCUGCCAGCGAUGACAACAAAGUCAUCAUUUUUGAGAGCGUCAUGUGA
Messenger RNA from Nerophis lumbriciformis (worm pipefish), 1950 nucleotides. The record is from RefSeq and is a predicted model, not a curated record. NCBI's taxonomy places the organism in Eukaryota, Metazoa, Chordata, Actinopteri, Syngnathiformes, Syngnathidae.